AUGUCCUCGCAGGAGGACGAGCCGAAUGACAGUGAGAGUCUUCAGAACUCGAAGAAGAGGAGGGUCCAACGCGCGUGCGACGUCUGCAGACGGAAGAAGAGUGACGGAGGCCAAAUGCCCGAGAAUAGGUGCUCAAACUGUGUAACCUACAACUACGAAUGCACCUAUAUCGAAACCGCGAAGCGAUUUAAAGACUCCAAUUCCCUCAGAUAUGUAGAAAGCCUCGAGACGCGACUGGAGAAGAUGGAAAAACUCUUAAACAAGCUUUGUCCCGACGCAGACUUCUCACAAGAAUUGGGUGGCCACUUCGACAGGGAUGCCUGGAUUACAGAGCGCAAUGCGGCCGAGAAAUCUGGUGGGAAAGCGGUCGCGUAUCGCACGCCCGUCGCAGCUUCUGCCAUCGCCUCUUCCUCCACAGGAGCCCCUGUUGUCCAUCCUACAGAUCCGGAUGAACUGGAGCCUAGCGACGACGAAGUCAUGGCGCAGCAUUCUCUCGUCCACAGCUUGAAGCGAAUGCAGCUUAACCCGACACAGCUCCGCUUCUUCGGCAAGUCGAGCAGCAUUAUGUUCAUUCAGACUGCGAUGGAUCUUAAACGACAUUAUUCUGGGAUGCCGACACCCGAAUCGCGUGAGACAAUUUUACAAGACGAGCCACAACCGCACGCGUCGCAAAACUUCCCCGAUGAUGACCUCAUGUUCAUGCUCAUAGAUCUCUUCUUCACCGAGGUCAACGUUUAUACCCCUCUUUUACAUCGCCCCUCGUUCGAAAAGAAUAUCAGGGAUGGUUUACAUCUACGCGACGAAGGAUUCGGGUCCACUGUGCUUCUUGUGUGCGCGAUCGGCGCGCGCUUCACGGAAGAUAAGCGGGUCUACUUGAGCGACUUCUCGGACAGCCCACUCUCUUGCGGCUGGGAAUGGUUCAAGCAGGUCCAGAUGAUUCGCAAAUCAUUACUCGCUCCACCCCGAUUGUACGACCUACAGAUUUACUGUCUUACUGCGAUCUUCCUGCAAGGCUCGUCGGCGCCGCAGGCGUGUUGGACCAUCAUCGGUGUAGGCAUUCGCAUGGCGCAGGACGUAGGCGCGCAUCGUAAAAAGGUCUAUACAGCAACACCCACGAUUGAAGAAGAACUCUGGAAGCGCGCUUUUUGGGUAUUAGUCUCCAUGGAUCGAUCGAUCAGCUCGGCUCUCGGACGCCCGUGUGCGAUCCAGGACGAGGAUUUUGAUCUGGACCUGCCGACAGAGUGUGACGACGAGUACUGGAACCACCCAGACCCGAAUCUUGCAUGGAAGCAGCCGUCUGGUAAAGCGUCGAUUGUGACGUUCUUCAACUGUUUCCUUAGAUUGAAUCAGAUUCUUGCGUUUGCGUUGCGCACGAUCUAUUCGAUCAACAAGUCGAAAGCUCUCCUUGGCUUCGUUGGCCAACAAUGGGAACAGCAUAUAGUCGCCGAGCUAGAUUCCGCGCUCAACAAAUGGAUUGACUCGGUGCCUGACCACUUACGUUGGGACCCCAACAGAGAAAACCUUGUCUUCUUGAACCAGUCGGCAAUCUUGUACGCAAGCUAUUAUCAGCUGCAGAUCUCAGUUCAUCGGCCUUUCAUCCCGUCGCCGCGCAAGCCGUCGCCUCUCUCAUUCCCGUCGCUCGCGAUUUGCACCAAUGCCGCGCGCUCAUGUACGCAUGUGUUGGAUGUCCAAUACAAACGGACGGGUAUUCCACUGUAUCAUAAUCAGAUGUCCUUGUUCACGUGUGGGAUCGUUCUUUUGCUGAAUAUCUGGGGCGGUAAACGGUCUGGUCUGUCGACUGACCCUGCGAAGGAGAUGGCAGAUGUGCAUAAGUGCAUGAAGAUGCUGAAAGCUCUGGAACCUCGGUAUCAUCCUGCGGGGCGCCUGUGGGACAUACUCUAUGAGCUGGCUUCGGUGGGAGAUCUGCCGCUCCCCCAGAACACGCCUCCUAGCCACAAACGCGACCGGGAUUCUGACAGUCCGAAGUCGUCGAUAUCUUUGAUGGACAGCGCACCGACACCGCCCGCACAGCGCACAAGCACUCCGACUAACCAGGCCAAUGUAGAACACGCACCGCGAAGUAUUGCGGGUUCAAGACGCAUCUCGAGGGAUACAAAUGCGAUGGGGCAGUCAUAUCAGACCUCCUCACCCCAGCAGCUUUUCCAUCAUCCGAACGGCUAUCAGGGACCCACAGACCCCACGAACGCAAAUAACUUUUCCCUCCCCAUUCACAGCGAUGAGCUUGGUAGGAUCCCGUUGCACCCUAACUUCCCGCUGUCCAGUGUAGGCGACUCGCCGAUGGGUAAUACCUGGUUCACGCCACCGGCGCCAGUUUCACCGAUGCCCGGCCCGUCCUCUCAGGCCGGUCCAUCGACUAGUACGGCUGGGCCGAGUGGGUUAAAUAACGACAUCGACCCUUCGCUUGCCUCGAUCUUCACAAUGCCGAACACGGAUGUAUACGACUCAAUCUUCUCGACCAUGGGGCCACCGAUCGCGGGGACAGAAUCACAUAGCUUCCAGUCGCAAAUCGGGUCGGAUUUGCAGACAUUGCAAGAUUCUAUGCAAGAUCUUGGCGUGAUGGCGCCUCCGCAGUCAGCCGAAUCUUCGUUCCCGGAUAACACUCUCGCUAUGUGGUCGAAUGCACCUAGCGGCUUCGAAUGGGACGACUGGGGCACGUACAUCAGCAACGUAAGUGGGAUGAACAAUGGUAUGAACAACCCUCUGGGCCCAAAUAGACCACCGGGAUGAAAUUUAGACGUUUAUGUUUUCUGCAUGCUGUGCUGUCCAAGCUUGUCUGUAUUCCCUGUACACACUAUGUUACAAGUAUUGAUAUAUUAGUGGCAGAACCUUCCUUAAGU
Molecule: messenger RNA, 2858 nt
Organism: Postia placenta MAD-698-R-SB12
Lineage: Eukaryota; Fungi; Basidiomycota; Agaricomycetes; Polyporales; Adustoporiaceae
Exons: 13
Coding region: 1-2748 (915 amino acids)
Biological process (GO): regulation of DNA-templated transcription; DNA-templated transcription
Molecular function (GO): DNA binding; zinc ion binding; DNA-binding transcription factor activity, RNA polymerase II-specific
Source: RefSeq, a predicted model, not a curated record